Messenger RNA from Lichtheimia ornata, 348 nucleotides. RefSeq lists its product as uncharacterized. Lineage: Eukaryota; Fungi; Mucoromycota; Mucoromycetes; Mucorales; Lichtheimiaceae. Bases 1 to 348 code for a protein of 115 amino acids. The record is from RefSeq and is a predicted model, not a curated record. The transcript has a single exon.
AUGAUUCAAGCACCCACCUUGGUACCACCCAAUGCAGCAAGGCCCUUUGUGAUCGAAACGGAUGCAUCCGAUUUGGUGUUGGCGCUGUUCUUUUGCAAAGAGGUGACGAUGGUGAAUUGCACUCCUUUGGCUUUUGAAUCCAAGAAGCUUUCGUCAGCGGAGCGCAAUUAUCCCGCACAAGAAAGAGAGCUGCUGGAGUAUCCGCAUGCGUUACGUUCUUGGAGAUGUUUCAUUGAAGGAGUCGCUCUUACAAGGUGUAUACGGAUCAUCAUCCACUCGAAGUAUUUCAGGUCUCAACGCAAGCCCACACCUCGUUUGACUCGAUGGAUUGCUGAAAUGGGCAUAUGA